GCAACACGCGAAAUCAAUGUUUUUCUGCAUCGCCCAAAACAGCUGGUCACAGAGGCUUUGUUUCUCCUUUUCUUCGCCACUUUUCCUCGCCUUUCCGUGCAUUUCCCAAUCGAUGGAGUAGCUGAAGUCGCGGUGGGUCAGCUGAAUAAUUGACCACGAGUGAUUGUGUGUUGUGAAGUGGUUGCAAAUACCAAAAUGCGCGGCAAAUUGUCGGAGAACCUGGAGUUUUGGGUGACCAAUCUGCCGGACCCGCUGAAGGACACUCCGGUGAUCAACCUGGCCAUUCCGGGGACGCACGAUUCCAUGACGUACGACAUGCGGGCGUUGAGUCCAGUGGCGCCGGACGCCGAGGCGUGCGUUCACUGGCUGCACAAAGUCAUUCCGUGCGUGAUCAAGCGCUGGGCGGUGACGCAAAAGCUGUCGCUGCACGAGCAGCUGCUCAACGGGAUUCGCUACUUGGACUUCCGGAUUAGCUUCCGUCGCCAGGAGCAGCGCUACUACUUCGUGCACGGCCUGUAUUGCGAGGAGAUUGUGGAUCCUCUGCAGGAGAUCCGCGACUUCCUGGACAGCCACCCGGGCGAGGUGAUCGUGCUGGACAUCCAGCACACGUAUCAGUUCGAGGAGAAGAACCACGUUGAGCUGAUGGCGAUGCUGACGGACGUCCUGGGCCAGAGAGUGUGGCCUCGGGAUGGCCGACUGCUGCGCCACUGGACGCCCAGAGUGGCGGAGCAGACGGGCCAGCAAGUCGUGAUCAUCUACCGGAAUGCGCAGGCGCACGGCGUGAGCAACUUCUGGACGAGCGACGACUGGCCGACGCCGUGGCCGAACGAGACAAACGUGGGGCGCCUGCAGAAGUCCCUGGAGAGAGGCCUGGCCUCACGCUCGCCCCACAAAGGCUACGUCACGCAGUGCGUGCUCACGCCCAACAUCUCUUACACCGUGCCGCGCUUCCUGUCUUCCCUCCAGCGCACGUGCGCGCGCAAGGUCUUCCGGAAGCUCCUCUCGUGGAUCGCCGCCCAGCGUCCGGGCGUCUGGCGUCCCGGCGACGCGCCCACAGUCAAUGUCGUCCUGGCGGACUUUGUGGAGAUUCAGGACAGUGAAUUCUGCAAGAUUGUCGUCGAUCUCAAUCUCAAGAUGCACACGGCAAAGAUCAUCACGAUGGAAUCCUCCGCAUGAGCCGCAAAGCCCAGAACUUUAGCUACACUUCGACGUUCAUAUUCUCUUGCAUUGUGAUAAAGUUUAUUUAUUAUUUGACCUAAUUUGUUGUGAUUGUGGAGCUCAAAAUGUACGAUAUUCUAAAUGAUUUAUCAUUCCACUCUGGCUCUUUGCUUUGCAGCUUUAAUGCCAAAAAACGACCUAAAAAAUACCCAAACUUAAGCUUAGGUCUUGUCUUGUGUAAGAUCACCAGUCAAUAUAUUAGAAAUACAGCUCUUUUC
Molecule: messenger RNA, 1436 nt
Organism: Phlebotomus argentipes
Lineage: Eukaryota; Metazoa; Arthropoda; Insecta; Diptera; Psychodidae
Product: PI-PLC X domain-containing protein 2
Exons: 2
Coding region: 196-1176 (326 amino acids)
Biological process (GO): lipid metabolic process
Molecular function (GO): phosphoric diester hydrolase activity
Source: RefSeq, a predicted model, not a curated record